Gregarina niphandrodes is the source of this 246-nucleotide messenger RNA. RefSeq lists its product as hypothetical. The coding region runs from base 1 to 246 and encodes 81 amino acids. The record is from RefSeq and is a predicted model, not a curated record. Lineage: Eukaryota; Apicomplexa; Conoidasida; Eugregarinorida; Gregarinidae. The transcript is spliced from 2 exons.
AUGGUCAUACGUAGGGAUAACCUGUGUGACGUUGACGUUGAACUUGUGCAUGGGUUUUACUUGAAUCUCCCGUUGCAAGCCGGCAUCGAAUUCCUUGCGAAAAGGCUUGAGAUAUACAAGGAGCGACAAAACGACUGCCUGGAACUGGUAGCCAAAGCUAAGACGGACAUUAAGUGUUUCUUGGAGGCUCUAGGAGCUUUGUCUGACCCGGCUGUGCAAGAAAUGAUUAGCGCCAAUGCCAUCUAG